Molecule: messenger RNA, 1805 nt
Organism: Lolium perenne
Lineage: Eukaryota; Viridiplantae; Streptophyta; Magnoliopsida; Poales; Poaceae
Product: desmethyl-deoxy-podophyllotoxin synthase
Molecular function (GO): iron ion binding; heme binding; oxidoreductase activity, acting on paired donors, with incorporation or reduction of molecular oxygen
Source: RefSeq, a predicted model, not a curated record
CAAUGAACUUACCAUAGUAGCCAUCAUCCAGCGUUUGGGCUGCCAUCACAGGACGCCUACAUAACGGGAGCUUCAGAGCAGAGCAAAAAAUGCAUUCCUAUCAAUAGCAAGCCAGCCAUGGCGCAAGAUUCCCAGUCCAGCUACUACCCCCAUUACCUCCUUCUGGCCGCCAUCCUCCUGCUCCCGGUACUCCUCCUCAAGCUCAGGCCGCGCAGGCCCAACGGCGCUAACCUUCCCCCGGGGCCAUGGCAGCUGCCGGUCAUCGGCAGCAUGCACCACCUCGUCGGCGCACUCCCACACUGCGCCAUGCGCGACCUCGCCCGCCGUCUCGGCGCUCCGCUGAUGCUGCUCCGCCUCGGCGAGCUCCACGUCGUCGUGGCCUCGUCGGCGAACGCGGCGAGGGCGGUCUUGAGGACUCACGACGCCGCGCUAGCUACCCGGUCGCUGACCGCCACCAUCCGCGCGCUCAGCAUUGACGGCUUCGGCGUGGUGUUCGCGCCGCAGGGCGAGCACUGGCGCCAGCUCCGCAAGCUCUGCGUCACCGAGCUGCUCAGCGCGCGGCGGGUCCGGUCCCUCCGCAGCUCCCGCGAAGCAGAGGCCGCCGCCCUCGUCGCGUCCGUCGCGUCGCUCUCGGCGUCGGCGUCCGAGCCGGUGAACGUCAGCUCCCUCCUCGCCACCUACGUCGCCGACGCGGCGGUGCGCGCCGUGGUGGGCGACCGGAUAGGGGACCGCGACGGCUUCCUACAGUGCGUGGACGAGGUCGUGGUGGCGGCCGCCGGGUUCAGCCUCGUCGACCUGUUCCCGUCCUCGCGUAUCGCGCGCGCAUUGAGCGGGAGGGCGCGGCGCGUGGAGCUGCACAGUGCCAAGAUGAGCCGGCUCAUAGACGGUAUCCUCGAGGAGCACCGCGCGAGGAGGUCGGCCCCAGGCGCGGGAGACGAGGAACAAGACCUCGUGGACGUUCUGCUGAGGCUCCAGACGGACGGCGGGCUUCACGUUCCUCUCGAGACACGAACCAUCCGCGCCGUGCUCACCGAUAUGUUAGGGGCUGGGAGCGAGACCUCCUCGACGACGCUCCACUGGGCCAUGGCGGAGCUGAUGCGGGAGCCGAAGAUGUUACGCAGGGCGCAGGACGAGGUGCGCGUAGCCUUCGCCGGGGAUAGCCACGUCCGGGAGGAGGCCCUGCCGGAGCUGCGCUACCUGCAGCUCGUGAUCAAGGAGACGCUCCGGCUGCACCCGGCGGUUCCGCUGCUGGUCCCGCGGGAGUGCCAGGAGGCCUGCCGUGUUCUCGGCUACGACGUGCCCGUGGGCGCCAUGGUGCUGGUCAACGCGUGGGCGAUCGGGCGGGACGUCGAGAGCUGGGGCGCGGACGCCGAGGAGUUCAGGCCGGAGAGGUUCGAGGAGGCCGGCAGGGGCGCACUGGACUUCAAGGGGGCGGAUUUCGAGCUCGUGCCGUUCGGCGCGGGACGGAGGAUAUGUCCCGGCAUAGCGCUCGGCGUCGCUGUCAUGGAGCUCGCGCUGGCCAGCCUCCUCUUCCAUUUCGACUGGGAGCUCCCUAACGGCACCGCCCCGAAUCAGCUGGAUAUGACGGAGGCGGUCGGGAUCACCACGCGAAGGAAGAGCAACCUCUGCCUGCACGCCACUGUUCGAGUGCCGGCCUCUUCCUAGUGGGCAGAUAUAGUAAUAUAGGGCGUGCCGGGAGAUUAGGCCAGUGAGAUUUUAAAUAAAUCUCACUUGGCUGACUUUAUAUGUUGAUGUAUCCGUAAUUAUUUUGAAUCUGUUGGGUCUUGUAACUUGUUCAUAUGGUU